Molecule: messenger RNA, 2376 nt
Organism: Hymenoscyphus albidus
Lineage: Eukaryota; Fungi; Ascomycota; Leotiomycetes; Helotiales; Helotiaceae
Source: the annotation of a GenBank genome assembly
GCUGCAUAUCACCACUUUUUUUAAUAGAUGUCAUGAAAGCCAUUCAACAUCUCUCAAGAUGGCAGAUAACCCUACUACAACUGCGCCCGCGAAAAACGAUGGGGAUCGGUCAUCGCGCAGCGACCGCAAUUCCAAUUCGCACAAUUCACGUCCAAGAGGUCAGCGAGGUGGAAGAUCGCAAGGUGGUCGUGGUGGACGAGGGGGGCAAGGUCGAGGCGGUGGUGGGAGGGGUAGAGGAGGUGGAUUCGGCGCAAACAACAACUCGGGCGGUCGCAAAAAGGACAUGGGCCGUGGAGCAUACAAGUUGGUUCCUCUCUGAUGUGUGAUCAGUCCGUAUCUAACUAAACAAGUCGUAAUGGUGUAGAUAGACGAAAGCGCAACGAGGACGGAAAAGAGAAACCCGAGUCCAAUGAAUAUGCGGCCACCACAUUUACAAAAGAGGAGAUAGAAGCUGAAGGCCGGAAACCGAAGAAGAAGGUCGCUGUCUUGAUUGGAUAUGCUGGAUCUGGUUACAAGGGAAUGCAAAUCAAUGGAUCAGAAAAGACCAUUGAGGGAGACAUUUUCAAGGCAUUUGUAGCCGCAGGUGCCAUUUCAAAGGCGAAUGCAGACGAUCCCAAGAAGUCUACUUUGGUCAGAUGCGCUCGAACGGAUAAAGGUGUACAUGCGGCUGGCAACGUCAUAUCCUUAAAGCUUAUUGUUGAAGAGCCAAACAUCGUCCAGAAGAUCAACGAGCAUCUACCUCCUCAGAUCAGAAUAUGGGGGAUGGAACGAACGAAUGGUUCAUUUAGUUGCUACCAAAGCUGCGACUCGAGAUGGUAUGAGUACCUAAUUCCGACGUACUCUUUUCUUCCACCGCACCCAAAGAGUUUCCUAGGUCAAAAGUUGGCCGGAUCAGCAGAGAAAAAGGGUGUUCUUGAACAAUGGAAGUCUCGAAUGGAGGAUGUAUCUGACUUUUGGGAAAAAGCCGAAGAGACUUAUGUCAAACCAAUUCUUGACGAGUAUGAUGCUGACAUGCAAGAAGCAAUUAUGACUGCUAUCCAUACGACCGAAGACCUAAGCUUGGAAGAGACUGAGAAGAUAAAGGGUAAAGCAGGUAAGGAGUAUUUGAAAAAGGUUAGGUCCGCCGAAAAGCAAGGAUCCGGUGUUGUUGAGAGUUCUCCACCAAAAGAGCUAGUCGCAGUGAAUGUUGAAGAGCAGGAUCAAGAGAAGACUGUCUUGGGUAAACGGGCCGCCUCGGUCAAGAAUGAGGGUGAGGAUGCAGAAGGCGCUAAACGUCUGAAAAGCACCCAACAUCCUUCACAGGAUGAACCUGUCCUAAUGGAAGUUGAUGAAGUAACCCAAGAGAUCAAGGAAGAAAUCAAAGAAGAGACCACGACGGAGACCAAGGAGGAGUCCCAAACCACAGAAAACGCCGUCGAGAUAAAACCCGAAGAUGCCACCACCGAGAAAUCCACAAAAUCCAUCCUCUCUCCCCUCGACGUUGCCAUCAAAAGAGUCAAAGCCGCCUACAUAGUCGCCAAAAAAGCAUAUCGCAUCUCCCCGGGCCGCAAAAGCAAAGUCCAAGAGACCCUAAACUGCUACGUCGGAACGCGCAACUUCCACAACUACACCAUCCAAAAAUCCUUCUCCGACCCCUCCGCCAAGCGUGUCAUCCGGUCUUUCAAGGUCGGACCUGAACCCGUCUACAUCAACGACACGGAAUGGCUCUCAUUAAAGGUCCACGGACAGAGUUUCAUGAUGCAUCAGAUCCGAAAGAUGAUAGCUAUGGCAGCGCUGAUUGUCCGAUGUGGCUCCACCACCAAUAUCAUCCAAGAAAGUUAUACCUCCGCCACGAUCAGUAUUCCCAAAGCUCCCGGCUUGGGGUUGUUACUUGAAAGACCCGUUUUCGACACGUAUAACACGCAAGCGGUGGAGAAAUUCCAGAGAGAAAAGAUCGAUUUCGAUAAAUUCAAGACGGAGAUGGAGGAGUUCAAACAGCGAGAGAUUUACGAUAGGAUCUUCCGAGAGGAGGAGAGAGAUCACCAGUUUGUCUUCCUUUCCCUACCCCACCUAACGCUUCUCUCGUACUAUCACACCCCGAAAAACCACUUUCACUAACGAAACCUAGAUUCCAUACCUUCUUCCACCAUCUCGAUCACUACCGCACGGAUUUCUUCCUCUGGGUCACGGCCGAGGGUGUCGUGGCCGCGAGACAGAGUAUCGCACGUAGUGAGGUGUUGAAUGAUGACGAUGAUGAUGGUGAGGAUGAGCGGCCGGAUGCAAAUGGGCAAGAUGGUUGAGUUGAGUGGGAAUUCUUUUUAUUAAGUACCUAGACAUGGUAGUACCGUAGCAGCCUAGUUGAUAGCAAACUGAUGUACAUACAAUGUAUACUUUUCC